AUGGCGUUAAAAGUGCCACGCGCUGGCGGGCCUACACUUUUCAAAGAGGGGUAUCAGCAUCUGCAGGGAAUUGAAGAAGCAGUUCUGCGCAACAUCCAUGCAGUAUGUGAGCUAUCCGAUAUUGUGCGCACGUCGUUCGGCCCCAUGGGGCGGAACAAGAUGAUUGUGAACCACUUGGGCCGUACCUUUGUCACCAGCGACGCCGCCACGAUCAUCCGCGAGAUGGAAGUUGUGCAUCCCGCGGCAAAGCUAAUCGUGUACGCGUCGCAGCAGCAGGAUGCCGAGAUGGGCGAUGGGACAAAUUUUGUCCUCACCUUUGCCGGCGAGCUGCUGCGCAAAGCGCAGUCACUCAUCACACUUGGUCUGCACCCCUCAGAGAUUAUCCAAGGCUACGAGCUUGCACGCGAUCGUACAAUUGAGCAGCUGGAGCAUCUGUCCAUCGCGACUCUGUCCACGCCGCCGACACAGGAAUCGCUCGCGCUCGCACUCCGUCCGACGCUUGCGUCGCAGCAGUACGGCUCCGAAAAUAUUUUAGCGCCACUUUUAGCGCAGGCCUUGUCCCUUGUUCUCCCUGAGAACUCGAAGCUACGCGAUCUCAGCGUGGACAAUGUGCGUGUCGUGAAAAUAAUGGGCGGCAGCCUUGCCCAGAGCCGCGUCGUGCGUGGCAUGGUCUUUGGCCGCGAGCCAGACGGCAGUGUACGCUCUGCACACGCUGCAAAAGUCGCCGUAUUCACAUGCGGGAUCGAUAUCAGUCAGACAGAGACAAAAGGCACCGUGCUGCUGCACAAUGCCAAGGAGCUGCAGCAAUUCACGCGCGGCGAAGAGGCCCAGUUGGAGCGCAUCGUGCAUGAAAUUGCCGCUGCCGGCGUCAAGGCCGUCGUUGCACAAAGCACUGUCGGCGAGCUUGCCCUGCACUAUUUGAACCGCAUGGGUAUCUUUGUGAUCAAGGUGCAGUCCAAAUUCGAUCUCCAGCGCCUGUGCCGCUUGGUUGGCGCAACGCCGCUUGCGCGGCUCGGCGCGCCGACGCCCGAGGAAGCGGGCUGGGUCGACACUGUCGAGACCACUGAGAUUGGCGGCGACCGCGUCACGAUUUUCCGCCAGGAGGACGACCAGCCCGGCGGCAAGUCCAAGCCGCGCCUCGCAACGGUUGUGUUGCGCGGCGCCACGACCAGCUUCCUCGACGACGUGGAGCGCACAAUUGACGACGGCGUCAAUGCCGUCAAAGCCCUCGUCCGUGAUCCACGCCUUGUGCCGGGCGCUGGCGCGACCGAAGUCGAGCUUUCGCGCAGGGUGAUGGAGUACGGGGAAAAAACGCCGGGACUGAACCAGCACGCAAUCAAAAAGUACGGCGAGUCGCUCCAGGUGAUUCCACGCACCUUGGCUGAGACGGCGGGUCUUGACGCGGUAGACGUUGUGAACCGCUUGCUGACCAAACACAACAAUCCCGAGCGUACGGAUAUGGGUGUCGAUGUCGACCAAGCCGAGGAUGGGACUAUGUCGACUGUCGAGGCGCAGGUGUUUGACGUGCUGCUCGCAAAGCACUGGGCCAUUCGGUAUGCGACUAGCGCUGCGAUCGAUGUGCUCAAGGUCGACUCGAUUAUCAUGAGCAAGCCUGCGGGCAUCAAGGCGCCCGGAAAGAACCCGCAUUGGGACGAAGAUUAG
Molecule: messenger RNA, 1662 nt
Organism: Malassezia vespertilionis
Lineage: Eukaryota; Fungi; Basidiomycota; Malasseziomycetes; Malasseziales; Malasseziaceae
Gene: CCT8
Product: T-complex protein 1 subunit theta
Exons: 1
Coding region: 1-1662 (553 amino acids)
Biological process (GO): protein folding
Cellular component (GO): chaperonin-containing T-complex
Molecular function (GO): ATP-dependent protein folding chaperone; ATP binding; ATP hydrolysis activity
Source: RefSeq, a predicted model, not a curated record